Molecule: messenger RNA, 1703 nt
Organism: Trichobilharzia regenti
Lineage: Eukaryota; Metazoa; Platyhelminthes; Trematoda; Strigeidida; Schistosomatidae
Source: the annotation of a GenBank genome assembly
AUAUUUAUAGACAAAUAUCAUCUGGAAUUGCCGAAAGGAGGAGUAUCAUACAAUGCUACAAUUUGAGAGAUCAGUUUAUGCCUCUGUUGCCAUUUUAUACAUCAUAAUACCACAGAUGAUUUCUGCGUAUACGGGCACUGUUUAUUUAGCGUCUAAUGGACAGCAAGGAAAACCGAGAUCGUCAACAUUAUGGAUUUUGCAAGAAAGAACUGAUCAGUUAGUUUUUACUUGGACAUCAUUUGCUUUGAAUACGUUUGAUUAUUUGGAAAUCGAGUUAGACAGACUAUCAAUCUCAGAAAAAAUGCAUAAGGAUGCAACAUUUUCACUUUUAAACGCUAUUGGAUCAUCAUGUGUAGACGAGAAAUAUAAAGUUCAAGCAUCAGAGAAGUAUUUGUCAGUGUUUACUUCAGCGAAAGAACAACGAUACUUAACUUACAAACGAGUACCUAGAAUUGCAACAGCCAAUCUUUCAGUAAAGAAUCAAAAAAUCGCCCAGGUACAGUGGAAAUUAGAAGAUAAACCAUGUGGUAAAAAUGAUCCCGUACUGAUCUUUAAAAAAACUUCAACUGGAUCAUUUGAAAUGCACAUAUCAUCUACCAGUGUCUCAAAGUAUUCAUUCAAUAAAGGUGUUGGAGACCAAGAGCAAGAAGUAUUUUUAACUGUCGUCCACAAAAACUCAUUUUCUUUGCCGUUCCUAGUAUCUGAAGCACAGAAGCGGGUAGGAUUCGUCGAUCCUCUAAAGGCAGGAGAACCACGCGUGGAAGAGACAGGCAUUGCAAAAGCUUCCAGUUUUGAAAUCCCGUGGAAAUCAGUAUUGAUCGGAGCAACUUUUGUGGUUCUCGGUUUAUGCGUCUGUAGAGUCUUUUAUAGUUUAAUCAAAGGUUGAUAUACUUGUCAAGCAUUUUUAAAACACACAACGUUUUGUAAUUAAUGAAUAACGGGUCUCUUUUGUGUAAAACAAUCAAUGUAAUUACCUAUAAUUUUUUUCGCUCAAUUUCAAUUAUUUACAAAUAUGUUUCUGAGAAAAUGUACAAAGUUUUCUCUUUUCUGUAGCACAUUUAAUUCUUACAGAAUCUACGUAUAAAUAUCGCUGUAUUAUUGCAGUAAACUUUCGCAAACAAAUCAACAUUCGCUAUCAACAGUAAUGCAUUUAUUUGACGCUUAUAAUUCUAUUUAAAAAAAAAUAUUUUGACAAUGAAAAAUUAUGCUUUGUAAAGUAAAUCAACAUUAUGAAUAUGUUGUCUGAUAUAUGAUAUCAACAGGAGACAUAGAAUCCUAUUCAUAUAAUCAGAAGACAAGAAUUGUAACCUCUGAUUGUUUGGGUUUCAAUGGACUUCAAUAAAGGAUAUUAGCUAUUUGAAGUAACCUAGGUAAACCUAUAGAUGGCGGCUAUAUUGGCUAUGGUGAUCUAAACAGGUGAUAUUACUUUAUCCAGUAGGACAAGUACGGUAUGUGUACUACUGAAAACCAUAUGUUUAAGUUGUGUAUGGUACAACUUGGUUUAACAGAAGCGACGGGAAUAGAUUGAUCAAAGGUAUGACAAUAAAAGAAGGAAGAAAUUAAAAGCUUUAAUAUUCUUUUCAAAAUGAAAUUUACUUAUACAAUGGUAAAAUCCUAUUUUCAAAAAGUGUUAAUUAUUUUGUGAAGAACUAACUUUCUCACCAAUUAACAUAUUCUAUUAAACGAUUUACGAAUUUGUGUUA